UCUGCUGUAAGAAGGACCCAUGGGAUCUCCAGCACACUUGCUUUAUUAAGACACCCCUGCUUUAGAAGAGCAGAACAUCACAAAGGCAGGAGAUAUGGAGUGAGAGAGGUUUCUCACGUCUCUGCAUUGAGCUCAGAUUUUCCAUCUUUACUACUGUGUUUAGGUCAUUGUGUGUCAUAUUCAUGUGCUUUCUGGAAUUGUGGUUUUUGCAGACAUGCUGCUGUUCAGCUAAAUCAUCCCAAGACAGCAGUAAACGUGCAGGUAGGAUCUGCAUUCUAGACUUGUCCUCAGACUCACAGGAAUGGAUUAUCUGUUUAGAAAGAAAAGAUUGCUGAAAACUUGUUUAAGUGUCUCCUUAAUAUUUGCCACGCUGGUGACUAUACAUAAACUUAAAUUGGUAGAGGAAGGUGCUAAAGGUAUUCUAGCAACAAGUUCUAGGACUAACCAUGAAUGGCUGCAGCCACAGAAGACCAACAACAGGAAAAGCUUGGAAUGGAUCAGCCACAGCAAACCAGGAGACCAAAAUAAUGAGGUGACUGUUCCAAGUAUAAUUAAAAUGUCACCUGCAAGGUGGGACAUUAAUGAGAGCAGAUGUCCUGAAAACAGUGACUUGAGGAAACAGUCCUGGUUCAGACAUUUGGAUGCCAGAUUUCAUCAGUUUAUUUUGCACAGCCACUGUAGGUAUUUUCCUUUGCUGCUAAACCAUCCAGAGAAAUGUCAAGGAGAUAUUCACCUUCUCAUUGUUGUAAAGUCUAUCAUUGAGCAACACGACAGGAGAGAGGCAGUGAGGAAGACCUGGGGCAGGGAACAGGAGAUUGAUGGAAGAAAAAUCAAAACCUUGUUUCUUUUGGGAACAACAUCAACAGGAAAAGAUCAUAGGAAUUUACAGAAACUAAUUGAGCAGGAAAAUCAGAUCUAUGGAGACAUCCUACAAUGGGAUUUCAUGGACACAUUUUUUAAUCUGACUCUUAAAGAAGUGAAUUUCCUGAAAUGGUUUCACAUCUAUUGUUCAAAGGUUGAGUUUAUUUUUAAGGGUGAUGAUGAUAUUUUUGUUAACACUGAAAAUAUAUUGGAUUUUUUAAACUUUAAAAAAGAAGAUCCUCAGGUGUCAAGUUUAUUUGUGGGAGACAUUAUUUCAAGAGCAGUUCCUAUUAGAAAUAAGCAAAGCAAGUAUUAUAUUCCCAAAGAACUGUAUGAUAAACCGUAUCCUGUGUAUGCAGGUGGUGGAGGUUUUUUGAUGGCAUCUCAUCUUGCUAGAAAAUUGUUUUCAGCUUCUGAAAAGAUACAGUUAUUUCCUAUUGAUGAUGUGUUUUUGGGGAUGUGCUUGAAAACUGUAGGUGUACAGCCUAAAUUACAUCCAGGAUUUAGAACAUUUGGGAUAAGCAAAAGGAGAUCUAGUUCCAUGAAUAAGGACCCCUGUUUUUACAAAAGUUUGCUGGUGGUCCACAAACUAAGCUCUGAAGAAUUACUUACCAUGUGGAAAGUAGUUCAUGAUGAAAAAAUACACUGUGGUAAAACUGUUUAUAUUUAAGAACAUUUUCUUUUAAAACAUCAUAUAAAGAAUCUUUAAAGGGACACUGAACCCAAUUUUUUUCUUUUGUGAUUCAGAUAGAGCAUGCAAUUUUAAGCAACUUUCUAAUUUACUCCUAUUAUCAAAUGUUCUUCAUUCUCUUGGUAUUUUUAUUUAAAAAGCAAGAAUGUAAGUUUAGAUGCCGGCCCAUUUUUGAUGAAUAAUCUGGGUUGUUCUUGCUGAUUGGUGGAUAAGUACAUCAACCAAUAAACCAGUGCU
This is a messenger RNA of Bombina bombina (fire-bellied toad), 1789 nucleotides long. RefSeq names its product UDP-GlcNAc:betaGal beta-1,3-N-acetylglucosaminyltransferase 7-like. The record is from RefSeq and is a predicted model, not a curated record. The transcript has a single exon. Gene Ontology annotation, molecular function: hexosyltransferase activity. Lineage: Eukaryota; Metazoa; Chordata; Amphibia; Anura; Bombinatoridae. Gene Ontology annotation, cellular component: membrane. Bases 302 to 1531 code for a protein of 409 amino acids.